AUGGAGUUUCGGAAAGAGGAGGAACAAGAGUCACACCUGUGUGUAAGAUGCGGUCGUCGUAGCUUUCACAUCCAGAAGAGUCGCUGCUCCGCCUGUGCUUACCCUGCCGCUCGCAAGAGGACCUACAACUGGAGUGUGAAGACGAUCAGCAGGAAGACUACAGGAGCCGGUAGGAUGAGAUAUCUCAAAAAUAUAUAG
Messenger RNA from Eruca vesicaria subsp. sativa (arugula), 198 nucleotides. NCBI's taxonomy places the organism in Eukaryota, Viridiplantae, Streptophyta, Magnoliopsida, Brassicales, Brassicaceae. The record is from the annotation of a GenBank genome assembly.